Molecule: messenger RNA, 1887 nt
Organism: Penicillium taxi
Lineage: Eukaryota; Fungi; Ascomycota; Eurotiomycetes; Eurotiales; Aspergillaceae
Exons: 2
Coding region: 1-1887 (628 amino acids)
Source: RefSeq, a predicted model, not a curated record
AUGACAUCGACAAAUUCAACCAACCAGCAUCCUGCUGCGUCCUCGGAUAUGCCAUCGCAAUCCGCUUCUAAUACAAACAUUGAUGCAAAUAAUACUUACACUCCAAAUGAGAACCAGCUAGCGGACCUAGUGGAGGCUGCGACCGCUGCAGCAGACCCGCAAUGGGGAGCGCAUACACAGCUGGAGAACUACGACACCAACAUGCAACUUGGCGAUGAUGGAUUUGGUGAUAAUUUUGCGUCUGGAAUGGGAGUCGGAAGACAUCUGAGAGUUUCAAAUGAUCAUUCUCAGGGCUCGUUAUUGUCUCGCACUGCUUCUAAGAAGCGGAAGCGCAAUAAUGACAACCUUGACCCUGCGCUGACUGCCAGCUUCACAGAGACACAACAGCCUCAACCACAGUCGCCUCGUUAUUACACUUCACAACCUCCUCAUCCUAGUUCAUUACAAUCAUUGUCAGAUGCCCGCGCCGUUGGAGUUCAUUCUGCUGCUGCGCUUUUCCGCCAGCCUUCGAGCAACAAGAAAUACACCAGACCUCCCAUGUCGAAGCUGUUUGCAUCGCUUGAACUAUCACCUGAAAACUUUCUGCAUCUCCAAUCUGCGGCCAAGGCAUAUAUGUUGCAUAAGGAUUAUCCUGACCGUCGGGACUGUGUCGGCCAGAGAGGAAAAGGAGAUACGGAGAUGGUAAAGCUACGACUUUGGAAUUGUGUUCGUCACUUCCUCGAAAACGAAGGCAAUGGCGAGCGAUUCUUUGGAGAGAACGUUGUCAACGAAAAUAUGGACCCUCGCACACACAUUUGGCCCCGCGACACGCAGAAGAUCAUUUCUUUGGUUAUUCCUCUCUUGAGACGAAUGGUUACCAAUGAACGUCAGCGCCAGUAUGCAGUGGAGUCCCGCAGAGGCGGAAAUGGUUCAGACCGCCGCAAAACAAAUGAAGGCUUUCACGAUUCACAUGGUGCGGCACUUUCACCAGAUCAUCACCUCCAAAUGAAUGACCAGGAUCAUCGUGCAGAAAAUCUGGCGCCACCACCUCUGGUUCAGGAAUCUCAAGCGGGCAUGGAUUCAAACCCGGCUAUAGAUAUUGGUCUGACAGACUUGUUUGUGGAUGGGUACUCACUGGACUGGGCUGCAAUAUCCAGCAACUAUGAUAUGUAUAACGAACACUACGAACUGGAUAAUCUGGGAUCCCUUUCUGGUCUCAACCAACCAGACUGGCGUGGCAUUGUUGCAGCAGUUGAUAGUCACUAUGCCGUGGUUCACAAUGGUGGCUAUGAUUGUGUUUCUGAAUGCGAAGACUGCAACGUGAAUCGCAUUGUUCACUCAAAUUCUAUCUCGGAUUUGCCAUGGCGCAUUAGCGGAGGAGGUCGCAACGAUUUCGCAAGCAGUAUCACUCGUGAUGUCUCACGCAUUAUUCGUGAGAACAUCGCCGCUAAACAAAAUCACGAAAUCACGCCCUCGCAACCUAAUGUCCCACUCCCCGCUCUGCCCACUCAAACUAGCCCCGACCAGCAAGUGAGCACCGCGUCUUCUGCAAUCUCCAGCAUGGAGAUCCUUCUUCGAAUUAAUAUUCUCCAGCAUGGAAAGCGGCUUUUUCCCCGAGUGGACAUUCCGACUACCCUCAGUCAAGACCUCAGUACAGUCAAGAAAGGCAUUAUGCGCACUUACCCCGGCCAAAUACCCGGCUGUAGUAUAUUGCAAGACACUGACUCUAUUCUGUCUGCCGCUGUUGCUACACCUGCUUGGAAGAUCAGUGCCUGGUUACCGGACGGUCUUCUGCCCAUUCGCACUGACAAGGAUUGGUCAUUCGCUCUUGUCCAAGCUACUGCAAUGGAUUGGAUGGACGGUGGCCUCACAGUUCUGGUGGAGGUUAGCGCUCCCAACACCCAGUAG